Messenger RNA from Sus scrofa (pig), 13552 nucleotides. Lineage: Eukaryota; Metazoa; Chordata; Mammalia; Artiodactyla; Suidae. The record is from RefSeq and is a predicted model, not a curated record.
GGAGAGGGCCGCGUGCCCCCACCUGGGCUGCGGCAUCUCCUCGGCCGGCUCUCCCGAACCCUAGCCUCCUGAACUUCAAAGUCCGGGAGGGGGACGGGACAAAUCAGCAUCAAGCCCGCCUCGGAGGCCCGGAGGAAAAAUGGCGAAGCGCCGGGCGGGGGACAGGGAGGCGCGAGCGACCCGGCGCUCGCUGGGCCUCCGGGCCCGCGCAGUGGCCGCGGUGGGCGACGCCGCGCAACCGCGACCCGCUCGUUGUUCCGCCAUCUUCUCCGACUCACCCGACUCCCCCCGCAGCGGCGCUGGCUUCGCGUUUCCCUUCCGGCCGCUGACUGAGAUCCGGGCUGGGCGGGGUGGGCGAGCGCGCGGAGGGGGUGGACCGAGGGCGGGGAGGCCGGACGGAAGAGGAAAAGGAGGGCGGCGAGCCGGCCCCGGCGGGGUGUGGGGCGUGCGGCGUGUGUGCGGAGGGAGAGGUGGGAGGGCGGGAGGCGGAGGAAUGAGAGCGCGAGGCACUACUCGUCGGCUCCUUCGCCCGGACGGAAAGAGCCGAGCGCAGUCCGAACGCUCUAUUAAAAUGGCGGCGGCGUCGGCGGUGGCCGCGGCGUCUGUAUCAGAUAUAGAAGGUGGUGAUGGACUACAGCUCAGAAAGGAACAUACUCUCAAAAUAUUUGCUUAUAUCAAUUCCUGGACACAGAGGCAAUGUCUAUGCUGCUUCAAAGAAUAUAAGCAUCUGGAGAUUUUUAACCAAGUAGUGUGUGCACUUAUUAACUUAGUGAUUGCCCAAGUUCAAGUGCUCCGGGACCAGCUUUGUAAACAUUGUACUACUAUUAACAUAGAUUCCACGUGGCAAGAUGAGAGUAAUCAAGCAGAAGAACAACUGAACAUAGAAAGAGAGUGUAAUGAAGGAAGUACAGAAAGACAAAAAUCAGUAGAAAAAAAAUCAAACUCUACAAAAAUUUGUAAUCUGACUGAGGAGGAAUCUUCAAAGGGCUCUGAUCCUUUUAGUUUAUGGAGUACAGAUGAGAAAGAAAAACUCUUACUUUGUGUGGCAAAAAUUUUUCAAAUUCAGUUUCCCUUAUAUACUGCUUACAAGCAUAAUACUCAUCCUACUAUAGAGGAUAUAUCAACGCAAGAAAGCAACAUAUUAGGGGCAUUCUGUGAUAUGAAUGAUGUAGAAGUACCUUUGCAUUUGCUUCGUUAUGUAUGUUUGUUUUGUGGGAAAAAUGGCCUUUCUCUCAUGAAGGAUUGCUUUGAAUAUGGAACUCCUGAAACUUUGCCAUUUCUUAUAGCACAUGCAUUUAUUACAGUUGUAUCUAAUAUUCGAAUAUGGCUACAUAUCCCUGCUGUCAUGCAGCACAUUAUCCCUUUUAGGACAUAUGUUAUCAGGUAUUUAUGCAAGCUCUCUGAUCAGGAGUUAAGACAGAGUGCGGCUCGCAACAUGGCUGACUUAAUGUGGAGCACAGUGAAAGAACCAUUGGAUACGACAUUAUGCUUUGAUAAAGAAAGCUUAGAUCUUGCAUUUAAGUACUUUAUGUCGCCUACGUUGACUAUGAGGUUGGCUGGACUAAGUCAGAUAACAAAUCAACUUCAUACCUUCAAUGAUGUGUGCAAUAAUGAAUCAUUGGUAUCAGACACAGAAACGUCGAUUGCUAAAGAACUUGCAGACUGGCUUAUAAGCAACAAUGUGGUAGAGCAUAUAUUUGGACCAAAUUUACAUAUUGAGAUUAUCAAACAGUGCCAAGUGAUUUUGAAUUUUUUGGCAGCAGAAGGACGACUGAGUACUCAGCAUAUUGACUGCAUUUGGGCUGCAGCGCAGUUGAAACAUUGUAGUCGGUAUAUACAUGACUUAUUUCCUUCACUUAUCAAGAAUUUGGAUCCAGUACCACUUAGACAUCUUCUUAAUCUGGUCUCAGCUCUUGAGCCAGGAGUUCAUACUGAACAGACACUGUACUUGGCAUCGAUGUUAAUUAAAGCAUUAUGGAAUAAUGCACUAGCAGCUAAGGCCCAGCUAUCUAAACAGAGUUCUUUUGCAUCUUUGUUAAACACUAAUCUUCCCAUUGGAAAUAAGAAAGAGGAAGAAGAGCUCAGAAGAGCUGCACCAUCACCCUGGUCACCUGCAGCCAGUCCUCAAAGCAGUGAUAACAGUGAUACUCAUCAAAGUGGAGGCAGUGACAUUGAAAUGGAUGAGCAACUUAUUAAUAGAACCAAACAUGUGCAACAGCGACUUUCAGAUACAGAGGAGUCCAUGCAGGGAAGUUCUGAUGAAACUGCCAACAGUGGUGAAGAUGGAAGCAGUGGUCCUGGUAGCAGUAGUGGACAUAGUGACGGAUCUAGCAAUGAGGUGAAUUCUAGCCAUGCAAGCCAGUCAGCAGGGAGCCCUGGCAGUGAGGUACAGUCUGAAGACAUUGCGGAUAUUGAAGCUCUUAAAGAAGAAGAUGAAGAUGAUGAUCAUGGUCAUAAUCCUCCUAAAAGCAGUUGUGGUACAGAUCUUCGGAACAGAAAGUUAGAAAGUCAAGCAGGCAUUUGCUUAGGGGAUUCCCAAGGCCCAUCAGAAAGAAGUGGGACAAGCAAUGGAACAGGAAAGGACUUGGUUUUUAACACUGAGUCCUUGCCAUCAGUAGAUAAUCGAAUACGAAUGCUUGAUGCCUGUUCACACUCUGAAGACCCAGAACAUGAUAUUUCAGGGGAAAUGAAUGCUGCUCAUAUAGCACAAGCAUCUCAGGAAUCUUGUAUUACACGCACUGGGGACUUUCUUGGGGAGACUAUUGGGAAUGAAUUAUUUAAUUGUCGGCAGUUUAUUGGUCCACAACAUCACCACCACCACCACCAUCACCAUCAUCACCACCAUGAUGGUCACAUGGUUGAUGAUAUGUUAAGUGCAGAUGAUGUCAGUUGCAGUAGCUCCCAGGUCAGUGCAAAAUCAGAAAAAAAUAUGGCUGAUUUUGAUGGUGAAGAAUCUGGGUGUGAAGAGGAGCUAGUUCAGAUUAAUUCACAUGCAGAGCUAACAUCUCAUCUCCAACAACAUCUUCCCAAUUUAGCAUCUAUCUACCAUGAACAUCUUAGUCAAGGACCUGCAGUUCAUAAACAUCAAUUCAACAGUAAUGCUGUGACAGACAUUAAUUUGGAUAACGUUUGCAAGAAAGGAAACACUUUGUUGUGGGAUAUAGUCCAGGAUGAUGAUGCAGUUAAUCUAUCUGAAGGAUUAAUAAAUGAAGCAGAGAAACUUCUCUGUUCCUUAGUAUGUUGGUUUACAGAUAGACAGAUUCGAAUGAGAUUCAUUGAAGGUUGCCUUGAAAAUUUAGGAAACAACAGAUCAGUAGUAAUUUCACUUCGUCUUCUUCCAAAACUGUUUGGUACUUUUCAGCAAUUUGGGAGCAGUUAUGAUACACAUUGGAUUACAAUGUGGGCAGAAAAAGAACUGAACAUGAUGAAGCUUUUCUUUGAUAAUUUGGUGUAUUAUAUUCAAGGUGUAAGAGAAGGGAGACAAAAACAUGCACUGUACAGCCAUAGUGCCGAAGUUCAAGUGCGACUGCAGUUCUUAACUUGUGUCUUUUCAACUCUGGGAUCACCUGAUCAUUUCAGGUUAAGUUUGGAACAAGUUGAUAUUUUAUGGCAUUGUUUAGUAGAAGAUUCUGAGUGUUAUGAUGAUGCACUCCAUUGGUUUUUAAAUCAAGUUCGAAGUAAAGAUCAACAUGCUAUGGGAAUGGAAACCUACAAACAUCUUUUCCUGGAGAAGAUGCCCCAGCUGAAACCUGAAACGAUUAGCAUGACUGGCUUAAACCUGUUUCAGCAUCUCUGUAACUUGGCUCGAUUGGCUACCAGUGCCUAUGAUGGUGGUUCAAACUCUGAGCUUUGUGGUAUGGACCAAUUUUGGGGCAUUGCUUUAAGAGCACAGUCUGGUGAUGUCAGUCGUGCAGCUAUCCAGUAUAUUAACUCCUAUUAUAUUAAUGGUAAAACGGGUUUGGAGAAGGAGCAAGAAUUUAUUAGUAAGUGUAUGGAGAGUCUAAUGAUAGCUUCUAGCAGUCUUGAACAGGAAUCACACUCAAGUCUCACAGUUAUAGAAAGAGGACUUCUUAUGCUGAAGACACAUCUGGAAGCAUUUAGGAGAAGGUUUGCAUAUCAUCUCAGACAGUGGCAAAUUGAAGGCACUGGCAUUAGUAGUCAUUUGAAAGCACUGAGUGACAAACAGUCCCUGCCGCUAAGGGUUGUAUGCCAGCCAGCUGGACUUCCUGACAAGAUGACUAUUGAAAUGUAUCCUAGUGACCAGGUAGCAGAUCUUAGGGCUGAAGUAACUCAUUGGUAUGAAAAUUUACAGAAAGAACAAAUAAAUCAACAAGCUCAGCUUCAGGAGUUUGGUCAAAGCAGCCGAAAGGGAGAGUUUCCUGGAGGCCUUAUGGGACCUGUGAGGAUGAUUUCAUCUGGACAUGAGUUAACAACAGACUAUGAUGAGAAAGCACUUCACGAGCUUGGUUUUAAGGAUAUGCAGAUGGUAUUUGUUUCUUUGGGUGCACCACGGAGAGAACGGAAAGGGGAAGGUGUUCAGCUGCCAGCAUCUUGCCUGCCACCCCCUCAGAAGGACAACAUUCCGAUGCUUUUGCUUUUACAAGAACCUCAUUUAACUACUCUUUUUGAUUUAUUAGAGAUGCUUGCAUCAUUUAAACCACCUUCAGGAAAAGUGGCAGUCGAAGAUAGUGAGAGCUUAAGAUGUGAAGAACUUCAUCUUCAUGCAGAAAACCUCUCUAGGCGUGUGUGGGAGCUACUGAUGCUUCUUCCUACAUGUCCUAACAUGUUGAUGGCAUUCCAGAAUAUCUCAGAUGAACAGAAUAAUGAUGCACCAAAUUGGAAAGAACUGCUCAAAAUUAAGAGUGCUCAUAAGCUGUUAUAUGCACUGGAAAUUAUUGAAGCAUUGGGAAAACCUAACAGAAGAAUAAGGAGAGAGUCUACGGGAAGUUAUAGUGAUCUUUAUCCAGAUUCAGAUGAUUCAAGUGAGGAUCAAGUGGAAAAUAGUAAAAAUUCCUGGAGUUGCAAGUUUGUUGCUGCUGGAGGGCUUCAACAGUUAUUAGAAAUUUUUAAUUCUGGAAUUCUAGAGCCAAAAGAGCAGGAAUCCUGGACUGUGUGGCAGCUAGACUGUCUUGCUUGCUUGCUGAAGUUAAUAUGCCAGUUUGCAGUAGAUCCAUCGGAUUUGGAUUUAGCUUAUCAUGAUGUAUUUGCCUGGUCUGGUAUAGCAGAGAGCCAUAGGAAAAGAACGUGGCCUGGCAAAUCAAGGAAGGCUGCUGGUGAUCAUGCUAAGGGUCUUCAUAUACCCAGAUUAACAGAGGUAUUUCUUGUUCUUGUCCAAGGAACAAGUUUGAUUCAGCGACUCAUGUCUGUUGCUUAUACAUAUGAUAAUCUGGCUCCUAGAGUUUUGAAAGCUCAGUCUGAUCACAGGUCUAGACAUGAAGUUUCACAUUAUUCAAUGUGGCUCUUGGUGAGUUGGGCUCAUUGCUGUUCUUUAGUGAAAUCUAGCCUUGCUGAUAGUGAUCAUUUACAGGAUUGGCUGAAGAAAUUGACUCUCCUUAUUCCUGAGACUGCAGUUCGUCAUGAGUCUUGCAAUGGUCUUUAUAAGUUGUCUCUGUCAGGACUGGAUGGAGGAGACUCAAUCAAUCGCUCUUUUUUGCUGCUGGCUGCCUCAACAUUAUUGAAAUUUCUUCCUGAUGCUCAGGCACUCAAACCUAUCAGGAUAGAUGAUUAUGAAGAAGAACCAAUGUUAAAACCUGGAUGUAAAGAAUAUUUCUGGUUGUUGUGCAAAUUAAUUGACAAUAUACAUAUAAAGGAUGCUAGUCAGACAACACUCCUCGACCUGGAUGCUUUGGCACGACAUUUGGCUGAUUGUAUUCGAAGCAGGGAGAUCCUUGAUCAUCAAGAUGGUAAUAUAGAAGAUGAUGGCCUUACAGGACUCCUGAGGCUUGCAACAAGCGUUAUUAAACACAAACCACCCUUUAAAUUUUCAAGGGAAGGACAGGAAUUUUUAAGAGAUAUCUUCAAUCUUCUGUUUUUGUUGCCUAGUCUAAAAGAUAGACAACAGCCCAAGUGCAAAUCACAUUCUUCAAGAGCUGCUGCAUAUGAUUUGUUAGUGGAGAUGGUCAAGGGAUCUGUUGAAAACUACAGACUAAUACAUAACUGGGUUAUGGCACAACACAUGCAGUCUCAUGCACCUUAUAAAUGGGACUAUUGGCCUCAUGAAGAUGUCCGUGCUGAGUGUAGAUUUGUUGGCCUGACUAACCUUGGAGCUACUUGUUACUUGGCUUCUACUAUUCAGCAACUUUAUAUGAUACCUGAGGCAAGACAAGCUGUCUUCACUGCUAAGUAUUCUGAAGAUAUGAAGCACAAGACCACUCUUCUGGAGCUUCAAAAAAUGUUUACAUAUUUAAUGGAGAGUGAAUGCAAAGCAUAUAAUCCUAGACCCUUUUGUAAAACAUACACCAUGGAUAAACAGCCUCUAAAUACUGGGGAGCAGAAAGAUAUGACAGAGUUUUUUACUGAUUUGAUUACUAAAAUUGAGGAAAUGUCUCCAGAACUGAAAAAUACUGUCAAAAGUUUGUUUGGAGGUGUUAUUACAAACAAUGUUGUGUCCUUGGAUUGUGAACACGUUAGUCAGACUGCUGAAGAGUUUUACACCGUGAGGUGCCAGGUGGCUGAUAUGAAGAACAUUUAUGAAUCUCUUGAUGAAGUUACUAUUAAAGAUACUUUAGAAGGUGACAACAUGUAUACUUGUUCUCAUUGUGGGAAGAAAGUACGAGCUGAAAAAAGAGCAUGUUUUAAGAAAUUGCCUCGAAUUCUGAGUUUCAAUACUAUGAGGUAUACAUUUAAUAUGGUCACAAUGAUGAAAGAGAAAGUUAACACACACUUUUCCUUCCCAUUACGUCUGGAUAUGACACCCUAUACAGAAGAUUUUCUUAUGGGAAAGAGUGAUAGGAAAGAAGGUAAUGGAAAAUCUCUUCCUCCUGCCUAUGUUUACUGUUUUAAGGAAGUCGGUGAUCAUUCAAAAGACACAGAGAGCUAUGAAUAUGACUUGAUAGGAGUGACCGUUCACACAGGAACAGCAGAUGGUGGGCACUAUUACAGCUUCAUUAGAGAUAUAGUCAAUCCUCAUGCUUAUAAAAACAAUAAAUGGUAUCUUUUUAACGAUGCUGAGGUAAAACCUUUUGACUCUGCUCAGCUUGCUUCUGAAUGUUUUGGUGGAGAGAUGACAACCAAGACCUAUGACUCUGUUACAGAUAAAUUUAUGGAUUUCUCCUUUGAAAAGACACAUAGUGCUUAUAUGCUGUUUUACAAACGCAUGGAACCAGAGGAAGAAAAUGGCAAAGAGUACAAAUUUGAUGUUUCAUCGGAGUUACUAGAGUGGAUUUGGCAUGAUAACAUGCAGUUUCUUCAAGACAAAAACAUUUUUGAACAUACAUAUUUUGGGUUUAUGUGGCAGUUGUGUAGUUGUAUUCCCAGUACAUUACCAGAUCCUAAAGCUGUGUCUUUAAUGACAGCAAAGUUAAGCACUUCCUUUGUCCUAGAGACAUUUAUUCAUUCAAAAGAAAAGCCCACAAUGCUUCAGUGGAUUGAACUCUUGACCAAACAGUUUAAUAAUAGUCAAGCAGCUUGUGAGUGGUUUUUGGACCGCAUGGCUGAUGAUGAUUGGUGGCCAAUGCAGAUACUAAUUAAGUGCCCUAAUCAAAUUGUGAGACAGAUGUUCCAGCGUUUGUGUAUCCAUGUGAUUCAGAGACUUAGACCUGUGCACGCUCAUCUCUAUCUACAGCCAGGAAUGGAAGAUGGGUCUGAUGAUAUGGAUGCUUCAGUAGAAGAUAUAGGUGGCCGUUCAUGUGUCACUCGAUUUGUAAGAACUCUGUUAUUAAUUAUGGAACAUGGUGUAAAGCCUCACAGUAAACAUCUUACAGAAUACUUUGCCUUCCUUUAUGAAUUUGCCAAAAUGGGUGAAGAAGAGAGCCAAUUCUUGCUUUCACUGCAAGCCAUAUCUACAAUGGUACAUUUUUACAUGGGAACCAAAGGGCCUGAAAAUCCUCAAGUUGAAGUGUUGUCAGAGGAAGAAGGUGAAGAAGAGGAGGAGGAAGAAGAUAUUCUCUCUCUGGCAGAAGAAAAAUACAGGCCAGCUGCCCUUGAAAAAAUGAUAGCUUUAGUUGCUCUUUUGGUUGAACAGUCUCGCUCAGAAAGGCAUUUGACAUUAUCACAGACUGACAUGGCGGCAUUAACAGGAGGAAAGGGAUUUCCCUUCUUGUUUCAACAUAUUCGUGAUGGCAUCAAUAUAAGACAGACUUGUAAUCUGAUUUUCAGCCUUUGUCGAUACAAUAAUCGACUUGCAGAACAUAUUGUAUCUAUGCUUUUUACAUCAAUAGCAAAAUUGACACCUGAGGCAGCCAAUCCUUUCUUUAAAUUGUUGACUAUGCUAAUGGAGUUUGCUGGUGGACCUCCAGGAAUGCCUCCCUUUGCAUCUUACAUUCUGCAGAGGAUAUGGGAGGUAAUUGAAUACAAUCCUUCUCAGUGUCUGGAUUGGUUGGCAGUGCAGACACCCCGAAAUAAACUGGCACACAGCUGGGUCCUACAGAAUAUGGAAAACUGGGUGGAGCGGUUUCUUUUGGCUCACAAUUAUCCUAGAGUCAGGACUUCUGCAGCUUAUCUUCUGGUGUCCCUUAUACCAAGCAAUUCAUUCCGCCAGAUGUUCCGGUCAACAAGGUCUUUGCACAUCCCAACCCGUGACCUUCCACUCAGUCCAGACACAACAGUAGUCCUACAUCAGGUCUACAACGUGCUCCUUGGUUUGCUCUCAAGAGCCAAACUUUAUGUUGAUGCUGCUGUUCAUGGCACUACAAAGCUAGUGCCCUAUUUUAGCUUUAUGACUUACUGUUUAAUUUCCAAAACUGAGAAGCUGAUGUUUUCCACAUAUUUCAUGGAUUUGUGGAACCUUUUCCAGCCUAAACUUUCUGAGCCAGCAAUAGCUACAAAUCACAAUAAACAGGCUUUGCUUUCAUUUUGGUACAAUGUGUGUGCUGACUGUCCAGAGAAUAUCCGCCUUAUUGUUCAGAACCCAGUGGUAACCAAGAACAUUGCCUUCAAUUACAUCCUUGCUGACCAUGAUGAUCAGGAUGUGGUGCUUUUUAACCGUGGGAUGCUGCCCGCCUACUACGGCAUUCUGAGACUCUGCUGUGAGCAGUCUCCUGCAUUUACACGACAAUUGGCUUCUCACCAGAACAUCCAGUGGGCCUUUAAGAAUCUUACACCACAUGCCAGCCAAUACCCUGGAGCAGUGGAAGAACUAUUUAACCUGAUGCAGCUAUUCAUAGCUCAGAGGCCAGAUAUGAGAGAAGAAGAAUUAGAAGAUAUUAAACAAUUUAAGAAAACAACCAUAAGCUGUUACUUACGUUGCUUAGAUGGCCGAUCCUGCUGGACUACUUUAAUAAGUGCCUUCCGAAUACUUUUAGAAUCUGAUGAAGACCGACUUCUUGUGGUAUUUAAUCGAGGGUUGAUCCUGAUGACUGAGUCUUUCAACACACUUCACAUGAUGUAUCAUGAAGCCACAGCUUGCCAUGUGACUGGAGACUUGGUAGAACUUCUGUCAAUAUUCCUUUCAGUUUUGAAGUCUACACGCCCAUAUCUUCAGAGAAAAGAUGUGAAACAAGCAUUAAUCCAAUGGCAGGAGCGAAUUGAAUUUGCCCAUAAACUGUUAACUCUUCUUAAUUCCUAUAGCCCUCCAGAACUUAGAAAUGCCUGUAUAGAUGUCCUCAAGGAACUUGUGCUUUUGAGUCCUCAUGACUUUCUUCAUACUCUGGUUCCAUUUCUACAACACAACCAUUGUACUUACCAUCACAGUAAUAUACCAAUGUCUCUUGGACCUUAUUUCCCUUGUCGAGAAAAUAUCAAGCUAAUAGGAGGGAAAAGCAAUAUUCGGCCUCCGCGCCCUGAACUCAAUAUGUGCCUCUUGCCCACAAUGGUGGAAACCAGUAAGGGCAAAGAUGACGUUUAUGAUCGUAUGCUGCUAGACUACUUCUUUUCUUAUCAUCAAUUCAUCCAUCUAUUAUGCCGAGUUGCAAUCAACUGUGAAAAAUUUACUGAAACAUUAGUUAAGCUGAGUGUCCUAGUUGCCUAUGAAGGUUUGCCACUUCAUCUUGCACUGUUCCCCAAACUUUGGACUGAGCUAUGCCAGACUCAGUCUGCUAUGUCAAAAAACUGCAUCAAGCUUUUGUGUGAAGAUCCCGUUUUUGCAGAGUAUAUAAAAUGUAUCCUGAUGGAUGAAAGAACCUUCCUAAACAACAACAUCGUCUACACAUUCAUGACACAUUUUCUUCUAAAGGUUCAAGGUCAAGUGUUUUCUGAAGCAAACUGUGCCAAUUUGAUCAGUACUCUUAUUACGAACUUGAUAAAUCAGUAUCAGAACCUGCAAUCUGACUUUACCAACCGAGUUGAGAUUUCCAAAGCAAGUGCUUCUUUAAAUGGGGACUUGCGGGCACUUGCUUUGCUCCUGUCGGUACACACUCCGAAACAAUUAAACCCAGCGCUAAUUCCAACUCUGCAAGAGCUUUUAAGCAAAUGCAGGACUUGUUUGCAGCAGAGAAACUCACUCCAAGAGCAAGAAGCCAAAGAAAGAAAAACUAAAGAUGAUGAAGGGGCGACUCCUAUUAAAAGAAGGCGAGUUAGCAGUGAUGAGGAGCACACUGUAGAGAGCUGCAUCAGUGAGAUGAAAACAGAAACCAGGGAGGUCCUGACCCCGACUAGCACUUCAGACAAUGAGACAAGAGACUCCUCAAUUAUCGAUCCGGGAACUGAGCAAGAUCUUCCUUCCCCUGAAAAUAGUUCUGUCAAAGAAUACCGAAUGGAAGUUCCAUCUUCGUUUUCAGAAGACACGUCAAAUGUCAGGUCACGGCAUGUGGAAGAACAGUCCAACAGUGGUAGAUUUGAAGAUUGUAAAGAAUUUAAAGACCUCCACUGUUCGAAGGAUUCUCACCUCGCUGGGGAAGAAUCUGAGUUCCCUUCUACUUCUCUCUCUGCAGUUCUGUCUGACUUAGCUGACUUGAGAAGCUGUGACAGUCAAGCUUUGCCCUCCCAGGACCCUGAGGCUGCUUUAUCACUCAGUUGUGGCCAUUCCAGAGGACUCUUUAGUCACAUGCAGCAGCACGAUAUUUUAGAUACCCUAUGUAGGACCAUUGAAUCUACAAUCCAUGUGGUCACAAGGAUAUCUGGCAAAGGAAACCAAGCUGCUUCUUGACAUUAGAUGUAGCAUGUCUACUUUUAAGGUCCCCCCUCCCCCCAAUGCUGUUUGUAUAAGUUUUGCUUAUUUCUGUUUUUGUGCUUCAGUUCGUCCAGUGCUCUCUGCUUGAAUGGCAAGAUAGAUUCAUAGGCUUAAUUCUUGGUCAGGCAGAACUUCAGGUGAAAAAAUUUGCAUCUUCAAUAUACUUUCUAAAGGGCAAUCAGAUAAUGGAUAUGUUUUAUGUAAUUAAGAGUUCACUGUAGUGGCUUUCAUUUAAUAUGGCUGUCUGGGAGGAACAGGGUUCCCUGGCCCUGUACAAUGUAAUUUAAACUUACAGCAUUUUUACUGUGUAUAAUAUGGUGUCCUCUGUGCCAGUUUUGUACCUUAUAAUAGAGGCAGAUUGCCUCCAAUCGCUGUGGUUCUUAUUAUCAAAAUUAAGUUUACUUGUAUAUGGAACAACCACAAGAAAUUUGAUUCUGUAAAGAAUCCUCUUUAGCUGUGGCCUGGCAGUAUAUAAAUGGUGCUUUAUUUAACAGAAUACCUGUGGAGGAAAUAAAGCACACUUGAUGUAAAAAUAAUUGUUUUAUUUUUAUUGACAUGACUGAUUGCUAUUCUGUGCACUUAAUUAAACUGAUUGUGAUGACUUUUUAUUUGUUUACAUACGUUGUUUCAGUCUUCUCAGAUGACAGUAGUGAGAAAACUGUGACUGGGGGGAUGUACACAGUCCAUAAAGUAACUUUUUCAUAGACUCUUUCACCCCAAAGUUCAUAACUGCUACAGGAAGAGGCGUAACUACACAUCCUGCUCACCCUCACUUUAACAUGCUUCUGAAUGCAACAUGCCACUGUUUCAUAACCUAAGAGCUACAGACCUUAAAAACCCUAAAUAAAAUAAAGGAAUAGUAUCAACAUGCCAUUAUUUUUUGUCUUCCUGAACUAAAACUACAGCUAAAAGUAAACUUGUUAGGACAAGCUUUAGCAAGUGGGACACUUAAACUAUCUGUACUCAGGGAAUCAGUCUGUUCCUAGAGGAGCAGCUAUGCGAAGCAAAGUUAAACCUGAUUUCAUGUUGCUUGCUUUUAACAAUGCAGAGAGUCUAGUUACAGUAAAGAUCCAAUGCUUUCGGUUCUAAGUUCAUGGAUUUCAUCCAAUAUAAAUUAAAACUAUUUGUUUUCUUUUUUAAAAGGAAAUGAUAGGGAAGAGGUAAACUUGACACUUUUUCUGCUUACAAAAGGAUAAUGCCCUUAUAAAAUCUUCUACCUAAUUCAGCCAUUUAGGGUGGUCAGCUGCAAUAAACCUUUUAUUUCUUCAAAAUGUUGUUUCUGCCAACAGAAUUUCAUGUUCUCUUCUUUACAGACAGGAACUCCUUUACAGUCCAAUUGUAAUUCCGUUUGCCGUACAGUAGGCACAAAAUUCAGUGCAACUGUUGCAUAGUGCUCUGGAAGAAAAGGAAAGCUUAUUUCUGCAUUAUGAAAAGGAAAACAUCCAUACGGUACCACUGCCUUUUCAUAAUGGGGGGAAAAAACAUGUUUAUGGACUGUGGGUUUGGUUUAGGGGUUUUUUGGGCCACACACGGGGCAUGCAGAAGUUCCCGGGCCAGGGAUUGUUUUUUGGACUUUUCACAAAAGGUGCUAGUAGUAACAUACCUUCCGGCCAGUUCCUACAUCUCCAUUUCAUGACGAUCUUUUUAUUUGUUAACUGAAAACAAAGGGAAAGUCCACUAAAAACAUCUCUUAAAACUUUGUACAGUCCUACACAACAAAGAAAAACAAAUCCUUUCAUUGAAGUAACCAGUGAACAACACGCACAGCCGUCUUGCAGUUUAUAUGCCGGCACCAUUGAGGAUUCACUGUCCCCAGUGCCUAAACAGAACCCCAGUAACAUCAAGGACAUCAGUGUGGUUAUCAAUAAAGAGAUCAUGUCAAUGAUGAGGCAACUGACAUUUGGUAGCAAACACUCUAGUGGCAGAAACCCGAAGCUUCUAGACCAACCAAGAGUUGGGAAGAAUUAUACUUGUUUCUUCUAAAAGCAUAAAUGUUUGCACAAUUACUGUAAAACUAAGACUUCAUCUUUAUUAUUUCUUGGUAUACAUAACUUUUUUUUUUUAAUGGCUGCACCCUUGGCAUAUAAAAGUUCCCUGGCCAAGGACUGAAUGUGACCCAAGCCACUGCGGUCAGGUUCUUAACCCACAGUGCCACAGCAAGAACUCCCUACAUUAAUUUAUAGAUAGAUUUUAUAUUACAUUUUAUGCCCUACAACCAAACUUUAUAAAGUGCUCAAGUUUCUGUGAAUCAGAUAAAAACCAAAGCAAGUUAAAAAAAAAAAAAAA